Messenger RNA from Candidozyma haemuli, 1422 nucleotides. RefSeq lists its product as uncharacterized. The transcript has a single exon. The record is from RefSeq and is a predicted model, not a curated record. Gene Ontology annotation, biological process: nucleolar large rRNA transcription by RNA polymerase I; transcription initiation at RNA polymerase I promoter. Gene Ontology annotation, molecular function: RNA polymerase I cis-regulatory region sequence-specific DNA binding. NCBI's taxonomy places the organism in Eukaryota, Fungi, Ascomycota, Pichiomycetes, Serinales, Metschnikowiaceae. Gene Ontology annotation, cellular component: RNA polymerase I upstream activating factor complex; nucleus. Bases 1 to 1422 code for a protein of 473 amino acids.
AUGGCAUCCCCUCAAGGCUACGCACAACGGCCUCAAAAUGCCGUGUCGGAGGCUCCAUCAAAGGUUUACCAGCCUGCUACUGCCGCCCCGGCUGUUUCCUACACACCCACGGAAAUCAACAUUCCUUCCAACUUAUACGACAAGGUACCAAACUUGAACCUCUACAAGAAGCUUCAGGAUGCUGAGAAACAAUUAGACUUGCUCAUAGCUCAGAAAGGAUUAGACUUCCAAUCCGUGCAAGCAUCUUCAAUGCAGCCAAAUAGCUUGAAGAGAGAGUCUGGUAUCUUACGUGUUUUCAUUUACAACACAUGUGAGAACCAGCCAUGGCAGAAGAACCAAUCUAGCGUGAAUGAUGGCCCAAAUAAUGAUUCAUCCUGGACUUUACGUGUGGAGGGCCGUUUCAUCACCGAUAACAAGGAUAAGUCUGAGACAGAGGACAUGAAAUUCAGCUCUUUCCUCUCUGGUAUCUCUAUUGAGAUUGUUCCAAAUAACGACUAUCAAUCCUUGCAGGGGAGUCAGUCAAAUGUGAUUGAAUGGCGUAAUGAAGCAGACAAUAACCAUGGCGCUAACCUGCAACUAAAAAACGGCUCUCCGCUGUGGCUGUUUGACGGCAUCGAUGUGAAGCGUCAGGGUGUAUUCCCCAUCAAGGUUAAGGUCGCUAUCUUAGCGAAGGACUAUACUUUCAAGCUCCUGGUGUCAGAAGAAAUGGCUCAAUUUACUGGUAAGCGCGAGGCCUCUCAGCAGGAGUUGAUUUACCUGGUUUGGCAGUACGUUUUGUUCAAGAAGUUGUUCAAGAAAGCUGAAAGCUACCCUAAUGUUCCAGCUGUCUCUGCUUCUUCGCUUUCAUCGCAAUCGCUUGGAUCACAAGGUGACGAGGAAACUGAUUUAUCUGUUGUCCAGUGUGACGAGGUGUUGAAGGGAUUGUUGAAGGUGGAUGCUUUCAAAUUCAAGGAUCUUUACCAAUUGAUUCAGCCUCACUUGCGUCCUCGCCAGCCUAUUGUUGUCGAGUACGAGGUGGACACGACAAGGUCUACCACAUUAGGUGAUGUUGUUAUCGAUAUCCCAGUUGAAUUAGCUUUGUCAAUGAGCAAGAUCGAGAAAGAGAUCAUCGAUGAAAAUAAGAAGGCUUUUGAAAGCAUGUCAAAAUCAGAUGAGCUCGUGCAAUACCUCAACCAGCGUAUUUCUCUUGGAAUUGUCGCUCUACAGAGUGCUAAUAACAGGGAACAAUUCUACAGAGACUUGAGCGAGGACCCAGUUGUCUUCAUCAAGAAAUGGUUGGAGAGCCAAGCUGAAACCUUAAAGGCAUUGAAGAGCGAGGAAGGUUUCAACGAGGAAGAAGUAAGAAAGGCCGAGUACUUCAAGGAACAUGAGCAAGAGUUAAGACAAAAGAUUGAUCUCAUGUUAGGUGCUCAGAAGAUUUGA